CCCACACGCCGCUUUCAGGAAGUGCCCUGAUCAGCUGAGUGAGUGAGAGGGGCUGUCACGGGUCUGCUGACCGCGGACUUUCUCCAACACGAGGGGGAAAAAACGCAAUAAAUCUGGGAUGUAAGAAAGCGCUUUGUUGCCGUAUCGCAUCCUAGACUGUCGCUCGGAAUAGCUGUUGUUUUGGACCACCAGUGAAGAUGCCUCUAAUACCAGUUGUUCCAGAAAACCACAGUCAUGUCCUGGCAGAGUUUGACUGCCUCGAUCCGCUUCUCGCUGCCUUGCGUUUAGACUCCGGCAGGCUAAAGUGUACCUGUUUGGCAGUGUCGAGAAAGUGGCUCGCAUUGGGAACAUCAGCAGGGGGUGUGCACUUGAUUCAGAGGGAGGGCUGGAAACAAAGGCUCAUCCUCACUCACAAGGAGGGAUCCAUCACUCAGGUGGCAUGCUGCCCUCAUGAUGAAGACUUUAUUGCAGUUGCAACAAGUCAGGGUCUGGUGGUAGUGUGGGAGCUGCAGUUGGAGCGGCGGGGUCGUCCAGAGAGAGUCAGCAUGUCCUGGGAGCACAGAGGUCAGACGGUCACUGCACUCUGCUGGGAUACAAGCGUGCUGAAAGUUUUUGUCGGGGACUCUGGAGGCAAGGUGUCUUUUCUCCGUGCAGGAUCUUCUAAACUGGGCAAGGGGUCAGCAUUUGUUAUAUUCCCAGUUCAGACUGUCACCACUGUGGACUCUAAAGUGGUUCAGCUUGGGUACCAAGACGGGCGACUGCUUGUGUCUUCCCUGACUCGCUGCUAUCUCUGUGACACAGAGAAGGAGAAGUUCUGGCGAGUUGGAAAUAAGGAGCGUGACGGCGAGUAUGGAGCUUGCUUUUUCCCUCAGAACAGGGGAUUAUUAUUGGGUCAGCCCCCGCUGCUGUAUUGUGCCCGGCCGGGGUCUCGAAUAUGGGAGGCCAGUUUUAAUGGCGAGGUUCUGAGCACUCAUCAGUUCAAACAGCUUCUGGCAUGUCCUCCACUACCUCUCAUCACUUUUAGAAAUGAGCCAAAUUACAAUCCAGUGCAGAAGACUCCACAGUCUGUCGCCUUCCCUAAACUGCUUUAUUUGGGAGACCAAAACCUGCUGACCUGGACUGAUUCUGCCAUUUAUAUCUUUACACCUCAGAAUGGACAGGUACUCCUAUGGACUGAAAUUAAAGGUUUGGUUGAUGUGGCGGUCUAUCGGAGUGAGCUCUUCUGCCUCCAUGGAAGCGGGCGUCUGUCCCACCUCUCAUUGUUAUCUGCGGAGCGCUGUAUUGAGCGUCUGCUACGCAGGGAGUCCUGGCUUCUAGCUGCUGCCGUCUGCUGUAUGUUCCAACAUGCAAUCACCACCAGCAGGGCCAGGAAAUCAAUUCCCAUCGACCGCCUGGAGCACCUGAAGUCUCAGCUCAGUUCCAGCACACAUCUGGAGCUGAUCGGGCAGCUGGAAGAGGUCAUCACAAAGGUGGAGCCUCUUGACUCUGCUUCCAGCAGCCGGAGGAGUAGCAUCUCUUCACACGAGAGUUUCAAUGUCCUGGACUGUGGGAUCUAUCGAGUUAUCAGCCGCAGAGGAAGCCAGUCAGAUGAGGAGACGAGCUCCCUGCUUAAUCACUCUGUGUCAGAGGAGGAGCGGCUCAAGGAAUUCAGCUUUGUGCAAGAUGAGGAUCAGGUGGAUCAUGAUCCACAGAUCAGUGAGCGCAUGGAGGCUGAACGAUCUGACCAGGGCCUGCAGUUUCACCUCCCACUCUCAUUCCGUCCCAAACCCCCCCGCAUCGCACUGCAGGCCGUCAAAGACAGUGUUUCUAGUUUUGUUAAGAAGACAACAGAGAAGAUCAACACACUCCAGAUGAACUCUGAGCUCUGGCAGAGACCUGAAUUCAGAGAAGGCGGACCGGCAGAAAUCUCAGCCGCCACAAAUCUGUACUCCGAGGACAUGGAGAAUGAUGUUAGUGAUGAUAUGGCUAACACAGAGGCUGAAAUGCAGGAGCUUCAGUCAGGAACAGAGCAAGCUAUCUCCCAGACACAAGAUCCUUUGGUGCUACUAGAUCCAAUCUCCCUGGGACAAGCUCUGCUGGAGUGGUUACAGGUGUUGGAGCGAAUACUCGGGCCUGUGGAGCUCAAGUCAGCUGCUGCUAGUGAUUCAAAUAUGGAUGGACCAGGAGAGGAGAGAUGGGAGACGGAUUAUCUGAGCACUUGCUCAGAUCAACAAGAGGGGCCUACCUCUUCGUCAGAGGAACCGACAGAUGUUACAGAGAAGAAAGAUGCCCCUAAGCCUGAAGAAAAAGAGGGACAAUGUGAGAACCAGCUGAUGUUAGACUCCACUAAAAACGGUGCUUCAAAUGGGAGCCCUCCAGAGCCCAUCCGUGUGGUGUCUCCUAAACCUGUACCAUCAGAUCUGCUAGUUAAUCUCACCGAGGUGGCCACACUGUACACAGAGCUGAGCUGCUUCAGAAAACAGAACGAACAAGAGCUGGCGUGCACAACUUUCCUGCGCCGCUACUUCUUUCUGCUGGACCAAGAGCGCGUGAGAAGAAUGUGUCUGCUGCGCUAUCAGGAGCAGCCCGAGAUAAUGAGCUCCUUCACCGAGGCCAUGCUAGAGUUAACUCAAUCUGACAAGAUAGUGGAGGUUUUUCAGAGAGGCGAUUUGCAGAGAUCUCUGCGAAGUCUGAGAGAGCUGCAGCCCUGGAGUCCAACUCAUCUCCUCGCUCACUUGCACAGGCUGUACGAGAAGCACGGUGAGGCAGCUGUGCGCUCGUUUUCCCAGUUCUAUCCUACCAUAACUCCUGCUGACGUAAUGACCAUGGCUCAGAAAAGCCACUUCCUGGCAUACCUGGAUAAUCUGGUACAAUCACAAACUGAGGAGCACAGGCUGUCAUUUUUGCAGUCCCUUCUUGAUCCAGAGUCACUGAGACAGGAUUGGCUGGAGCUGGCACUUACCCAUGAUGCUCCUCAAUGUUGUGAUACCCUGACCACUGAUGGACAGCCCAGGUGGCAUUCACAUUGUUUCACUUGGGGCUAUGGACGUCUUCUGUCUCUGCUGAUUCGAAUUCCCGCAGACUCGUCCUCUAAGCAGAAAAUGUUAGAGACUUGCCGAAGUCAUGGGUACUGGACCGGAUACCUCUACCUUUGCAGCGAGCUCCAACUUCACACAGACGCUUUCACUGCCAUCUGCCAGCUAGAUGACAUCAGCCUGCUGGAUGAAUCUGAUGGUGUUAGGCCCCAGACCUUGGACGAGUGGAAGCUCUUGAUCCAGCUGUCUCAGCGGUGCAACGGUGCAGUCGACUCAGAGCAGGUCACAGGCGUGAACGGGAGCGGCUGCUCCGACAGCUCAGCAGACAGCAGAGGAAAGAUCAACCCGGAGAACCUCACUCUUAUGCUGGCUCGGACAGCUGGGCCUGACCGAGCUCUGGCGAUCCUGGAGGAUUGUGGAGUCCAGCUGGUUCUGUCACCCCACUCCAAACUGGUCUGUGAGGUGCUGAGAGUCGCUGAGAAGCGGCAGAGAGCCAUGAUCCAAACGAUGCUCGAGCGGUGCGAUCGUUUCCUGUGGUCUCAGCACGCCUGACUCCAGAUCUGAAACCAGACAACAUGUAUAGCUAACACUUGAUGUACGUCUUCCCACUAACUGCUGUUAAAGCUGUGACUUAAUUUAUACACUGUGAUAUUUGUCAAAGUUUAGAUGAAAGUAUUUAUCCUAGAGUGAAAACAGUAUGAUGUGUCUUAAUUGUGUUUACUUGGCAAUUUUGUUAAUAUUCACAUGUGUGCUGGUUGAUUUUUGUUGUUGUUUUUAAUAAUAAUAAUUCAGGUAAAUGCUUUUUGCAUGUACCAGCAGUCAGACAUUUGAAUGACAAAUAAAUCAGUAAUUUUUUUUUUCCUGCUGUGACCAAAAAAACU
This is a messenger RNA of Archocentrus centrarchus (flier cichlid), 3895 nucleotides long. It is a transcript of the gene hps5, whose product is annotated as HPS5 biogenesis of lysosomal organelles complex 2 subunit 2. NCBI's taxonomy places the organism in Eukaryota, Metazoa, Chordata, Actinopteri, Cichliformes, Cichlidae. Gene Ontology annotation, biological process: developmental pigmentation. The record is from RefSeq and is a predicted model, not a curated record. Gene Ontology annotation, cellular component: cytoplasm. Bases 198 to 3566 code for a protein of 1122 amino acids. The transcript is spliced from 23 exons. Gene Ontology annotation, molecular function: protein binding.